AGAGAAUAACAUUUUAAUAUCAGAAAACAUGCGUGCUGCGGUGUGGAGAAAGUUAAUACCAGUGGUUUUUUCCACCCAGAACCCCUCAGUUUUACGUAAUUUCCAGCGCGGAAUGAGCCAAGAUAAUUCGGUGGUGCGUCUGAAGUACUAUGACCGCAAGGAUGCCUUCCUGGAGGACAGCAUUAAGGUAAAGAACCCCUUCGCCCUGUUCAAUGAUUGGCUGGAACUGGCCCAAAAGACGCCAGGGGUGGAGGAGCCUACUACCGCCGCUUUGGCCACCGUAGGAGCUGACGGGAAGCCAUCGAAUCGCUUCCUGCUGGUCAAGGACUUCACCCCCGAAGGACCCAUCUUCCUGACCAACUUUAGCAGCCGCAAAGCGGAGGACAUUACUGCCAAUCCCAAUGUGGCUGUGUCGUUCUAUUGGCUUCCCCUCCGGCGGAGUGUCCGGAUCGAGGGCGUCGCUGAAAAAAUUUCGGAUGCCGAAUCUGUAAAAUAUUUCAAGCACCGACCCCGAACGGCUCAAAUAGCCGCCAAUACUAGCCCUCAAAGUCAGGCUAUAACCUCUCGAAAAUAUCUGGAAGAUAUACAAGCUGGAAUCCAGAAGAAACUGGGAGAGGACACCGAGGUACCCCUGCCCAACUGGGGUGGCUAUCUGGUUCGCCCAUAUGCCAUAGAGUUCUGGCAAGGUCAGACGGAUCGCCUCCACGAUCGCAUCCGGUUCAGGAAGGGCGCUGGAGUGGAAUCUGAGGUUGAUGGCAAGAUAGUGCACAAGGGAGAGGAUGGAUGGGUUUAUGAGCGAUUGGCUCCUUAAUUUCUAGUAAAAUCUCAAUAGAUUUGUGCCUUUUUGUGC
Molecule: messenger RNA, 850 nt
Organism: Drosophila bipectinata
Lineage: Eukaryota; Metazoa; Arthropoda; Insecta; Diptera; Drosophilidae
Product: pyridoxine/pyridoxamine 5'-phosphate oxidase-like
Biological process (GO): pyridoxal 5'-phosphate biosynthetic process; pyridoxine biosynthetic process
Molecular function (GO): pyridoxamine phosphate oxidase activity; FMN binding
Source: RefSeq, a predicted model, not a curated record